AUGGAUGAUCAGGCUCCUACAUUCCUUAUUCCACGCCGGAAAAUAGUCGCUGUUGAACAUCCUAUGAUAGUUAGAAACCUUGACAAUGGCAUAAAAACAUUCGGAACGAAUCUUCCAUUUGAGAGGAUAAUCGACUCCGAGGAUCCCGAAGAUUGCGUGCCCUUGUAUCUCCGUUACAAUGACAAGAUGUGUGUUCCUAUUCUAUCUCGCAAUACUCCUACCAACAAUAUAUUGCUCAAAAUCACUGUACCAAAACGGACGGGGCGAAAGCGGAAACGUGGAAGCCAGGAACCUUUCUCCGGAGUAGGACUCAACGCGACCACACCAAACCUAGGAAAUGAGACGCCCUACCUACGAUCUCAAGGGGGAUUAGAUGCACCUAUAGAACUUCAACGCAAGCUCAUUGAUAAUGUGGGUAGGUACUCAAUUGAAGUAGUAGGAGAGAUUCGUCAAACUCACCGGUACAGAUGCUUAACAGAUUUCCACUUCUCUGUUGCUAACACUAGAUUCUACUCUCAAUUCCGCGAUUCUGCCCUCGUCGGCCAAGUGGACAAACUCAGAAAAUUCGAUUUCAACUACAGUAAGGGUGUUGUGCCAAACGAAGAAAUAAUGCCUCCUCCAACAAUGACGUCUCAUCCUCUUCAGUUCAAUUGGCAAUGGCAUCAGAAUGGUAAUAUUUUUGAAGAAAAAAUAGGCGACAAAAAUAUCCUUGUCAACCGCUCAAAACCAAGGAAGACUGAUGUCCCAUAUUUGGCUCACGACGUUCCCGAAGUUCCUAGUGGUCCACCUUUUGAGCUACAGGAUGACCCAGGGGUUGAAGAACUUGUGCAAGAGUUGAAGGUUGUUUUGGAGGAACGUCCGGUGUGGACCAGAAGAUCGUUGACAAAUCGACUAGCUCAAUCAAGGUAUCUUUUCCUUCUCAGAGCUGCUAUUCAAUUUGUCGCAUAUCAGUUCAAAGGAGGUCCUUUUCGGGACUCAAUUAUCAAAUAUGGGAUUGAUCCUCGCAAAGAUAAAAAGUACAGGAAAUACCAAACCUUUUUUUUUAAAUUACUUGAUGAAGAAGAAAGAGGCCAGGGAAUGGGAUGGCAUGAUCCUCGCAUUCCCUAUAAUCAAGAGGCUGCUGUCAAAGAAAAAGUUCCAUCGCACAUAUUUGAUGGUCAAAAUUUGACUAUGGAUGGCAAAGUCUGGCAGGCCUGUGACAUAACAGAUCCAAUGCUCAAGAGAAUCAUUGAAAAUUCACCCUACCGCGAAGACUUUGAUAUCAAAGAAGACGGCUGGUUCUGUAAUGGAGCUAUUUCGAAGAUCAAGUCAAUUAUGAAGACAAAGCUGGAGGCAAUUCGGAUGCAAAAACGUCUAAUGGAUCAAGAUUUCACCAUUGCCCUGAGCGUACCUGACUAUAUUCCGGGCAAGCUAAGCAGAGAAAUUAGACCAGCCUUGCCAGAUAUAAGACUAUCGUCCGAUGAAAUCAACUCACAGAGAAUGCGUGGUAAGCUCCAGGUUGUAACUAGCACUGGAGUACGCCGUCGAGAUAUAAUGGGAAGGAUAAAAAGAACCAGGGGAUGGGGACAUCAAACCAUGAGAAGCGAGAGUAGUAGGAGUAGAGCUCAACAAAAAGAAAACUUGCUACGUCAAAAUUCUAACCCUAGGGGUCUCAUUUCGACGCGCUCUAACACACUUGUGGAUAAAAGCACACCAACUCGAUCUCGCAAUGAUCGAAACUUAGCGGUCGCUAAUGAAGCAACUGAUAUAACAAACACUAACCUCGAAUCUAUCACGGGCGAGAAUGACUCAGAUGGCAGCGUAGGCUCAGAGGACGAUCUAGAAAUACAGGAUGAGAAUGGCUUGGAAUUUAUCGAAGCAGAUUCUUCAGAACAUGAUGAUGAAUUCCCUGAUAUCCCUAGUGAUGUCGAAGUAGAUGACUGA
This is a messenger RNA of Blumeria graminis f. sp. triticale, 1923 nucleotides long. Lineage: Eukaryota; Fungi; Ascomycota; Leotiomycetes; Helotiales; Erysiphaceae. The record is from the annotation of a GenBank genome assembly.